CCCUCCAUCUCUCCCUCUUGCUUUUCCCUUCUAUGCACAUCCCUCAUUCCAUGUUUAUCCAGUCUGUCCUCCUUCUUUAUCAUCUUCAUCUUCAUCUCUUUUUCACCUUCUUCAUCUCUGCAGACAUUAACGAAUGCUCGUCCAAUCCUUGUAACAAUGGAGGAAGUUGUCAUGAUCAAGUCAGUAGAUAUGUGUGUGAUUGUCUUGCGGGAUAUACCGGUGAACACUGCGACACAGACCUGGACGAAUGCUUAUCUAAUCCAUGUCUGAACGGGAGCUUCAUGUCGUGACUUGCUUAACCAACAUGUGUGUAUCUGCAGACCAGGGUUCACGGGUUCACUUUGUCAGACAGAUGUGGAUGAAUGUUCAGCUAAUCCAUGUCUGAACAGUGCUACUUGUCAGAACCUACUCAACCAGUUCGUGUGUGUCUGUAGACCCGGUUUCACUGGUACACUAUGUCAGACAGUUAGUACACUCUGAGCAUGUAAUGAGAUGUGGACGUCUUCUUCAAUACUAAUGCUUUUAAAAUCUCAUUCACUGAAGAUUCCUGCACCAGUAUUUGUGUCUGUGUUUGU
Molecule: messenger RNA, 575 nt
Organism: Sycon ciliatum
Lineage: Eukaryota; Metazoa; Porifera; Calcarea; Leucosolenida; Sycettidae
Product: fibropellin-3-like
Exons: 3
Coding region: 33-290 (85 amino acids)
Molecular function (GO): calcium ion binding
Source: RefSeq, a predicted model, not a curated record